Thermothielavioides terrestris NRRL 8126 is the source of this 1712-nucleotide messenger RNA. RefSeq lists its product as uncharacterized. Bases 1 to 1584 code for a protein of 527 amino acids. The record is from RefSeq and is a predicted model, not a curated record. The transcript has 2 exons. Gene Ontology annotation, molecular function: N-acylphosphatidylethanolamine-specific phospholipase D activity. Gene Ontology annotation, biological process: N-acylphosphatidylethanolamine metabolic process; N-acylethanolamine metabolic process. NCBI's taxonomy places the organism in Eukaryota, Fungi, Ascomycota, Sordariomycetes, Sordariales, Chaetomiaceae. Gene Ontology annotation, cellular component: membrane-bounded organelle; cytoplasm.
AUGCUCGCCCUCAGCCCCGUAACAAAGCCCAAGGCCCAUGAUGCUGCCGAGUCUCCGGAGCAUCACGUGCUCCCGCCCAGCACCGGGCAGGCUGCAUUGGGCUGGGCCUCGUACCUGCCGUCGUGGGCGCCGUCUCCGGGAAGGAGCCGCCCGUCGCUGAGGAAAGAGGCGGCUGCCGGAUUCCGCAACCCGUGGCCAUCCUGGCACAAACCAACACUUACCGAGCUGUGGGAAAAUUGUCAAUGGGGCGAAAGCAACGACGGCUGUGUCGAGCUUGCCGAAUCCCAUCUCGCCGACGAUCCAGCACCGCAGAAACCUGAGCCGAGCCGGCUUCCCCGCUUCAGCGAUGUUAACGACUGGCCCAACUCGCCGGGCGCGAAAGCGGCCCGGUUGCUGUGCAUCGAGGACCCGGACUUCACCUUUCCGGCCGGCAGCAAAGCCAAGGUGACAUGGCUCGGACACGCAGCUGUGCUCGUCCAGCUCCCGCCGCUGGAAUCAAGGAACAGCCGGCCGGUGCGGUGCCUCUUUGACCCCAUGUUCUCAAUGCGUGCGUCGCCCAGCCAGCUUGCUGGGCCUAUCCGCUCCUACCCGCCGCCCUGCAGAGCGGAAGACCUUCCGCAAAUCGACGCCGUUUUCCUCAGCCACAACCACUUCGACCAUAUAGACUACGACUCCAUCACGGCCGUCUGGCGGCAGAGCAAGGACGUCGUCCGCUUCUUUGUCCCUCUCGAAAAUAAGAAGUGGCUGCUCGACUGGGGGAUACCCGCAGACCGCGUAGUCGAGAUGGACUGGUGGGACUCAACACAACUUUCCGUUCCAGGCACAACCACCAGUAACACCUUACAAAUCCACUGCACCCCUGCGCAGCACAACAGCUGGCGCUCCGGCGCCGACGCCGACGCCUCCCUCUGGUCCAGCUGGUACCUGACCUACUCACCCCACUCCUCCUCCCCUGCCCAUGACAGCCCGUACCGCCUCUUCUUCGCAGGCGACACAGGCUACCAAUUCCACCCCGACAACCCCUUCCCCGCCUGCCCGGCCUUCGCCGAGAUCCGCGCCCGCCUCGGCCCGCCCCAUCUGCUCCUCCUCCCCGUCUCGGUCGGCCCCACCCUCGCCUACCUCCGCAGCUUCUUCGUCCCACCGCCGUGGCUGCUGCUGCCCGCCUGGGCCAACCCGCUCCCACGCCUGCGCCCUGGCGUGACCGCCGCUAAUCACCUGCCCCCGUGGGAUGCCGUGCGCGUGUUGAAGGUUAUGGCUGGGGUGAUGGGCGGGGGGCAGGAUGAUGGGGGAGGUAGUGGUGGUGGUGAUGAUUAUCAUGAUGAGAGAGGGAUGCAAGAGGUGAUCGGGACGGUAGCGGUUGCGAUGCACUGGGGCACGUUUGUCACGGAUCCGGUGGAGGUGCUGGCUACGCUGGGCGAGUUGGAAUGGGCUUGUAGCGCGCAGGGCGUGCGGUUUGCGCGGCGGUUGUCCGCUGGUGAGGGAGGGGAAAGGGGGAAACAUCGUUUGCCGGGGUCGGCGGGGAGAGGUGAGGGAGCGACGCCCUGGUUUUUGGCGCUCAAUCACGGGCAGAGUGUUUGUUUGUGAGCAUUGUGUUUGGUGUUUGGUGUUUGGUUGUGUGGUUGGUGUGGUGGAGUGCUCCCGCUUCAUUUUGGCGACAUAAUCAAACGGAACUGCUUGAUGGCCUGCCUCAAGCAUCCGCUGGUUUGCUGCGA